This is a messenger RNA of Protopolystoma xenopodis, 246 nucleotides long. Lineage: Eukaryota; Metazoa; Platyhelminthes; Monogenea; Polystomatidea; Polystomatidae. The record is from the annotation of a GenBank genome assembly.
AUGCAUAGUGCCACGAAUCCGGAGGGCGUUAGUAUCAGUCUGAAGGAUGAACGUGUCGGUAAUCUGGUCAUAGUCACAUCAACUGCAGAGGAUACAGCUCGGGUCAAGUCGCAACUGAAGAUUAUUGUCAGACAGUGCUGGUCUAAUCCACCCCAACACGGAGCUCGUGUCGUAUCUACUAUCCUCAACAACCCUGCUCUCUGUCGCGAAUGGUACGUUGGUUGUAAACUAUGCAUAACUUACUAG